Molecule: messenger RNA, 2032 nt
Organism: Drosophila innubila
Lineage: Eukaryota; Metazoa; Arthropoda; Insecta; Diptera; Drosophilidae
Product: organic cation transporter 1-like
Exons: 6
Coding region: 43-1731 (562 amino acids)
Biological process (GO): transmembrane transport
Cellular component (GO): membrane
Molecular function (GO): transmembrane transporter activity
Source: RefSeq, a predicted model, not a curated record
UACAGCUGUGCUCAGUCUGCUGGAGACGGCGUUGAUUGAAGCAUGGAGAAUCAACAGUGCAAGUCAGAAGCUGCCAAGGAGAAGACAGCAGACACAUCUACCCCAAAGGAUAACUACCUGGAUGCCCUGAUCAUUACAAUUGGACAAUUUGGACGCUUUCAGACAAUCAACUAUGUGAUGCUCUGCCUGCCCAUCAUAUGCAACGCCUUCUAUUCCAUCUCCUACGUAUUUACAGCCAGCGAUGUGGUUCACAGGUGCAAUAUUAGCCAAUGCGACGAUCUUAAAAGCAGCUAUAUUGAGCCUUGGCUGAACUUUACGAUACCAGAGCACAAUGGAGAGUGGGAUGCAUGUAAGCAUUACGAGGCGAUUCCUGGCAUUGAUGGACACUGCGAUGCUCCUUAUUUUAACAAAAGUUACCAAGCUAGUUGUGAAGCAGGCUACAAGUUUAGGGACAACGAAAACACCAUAGCCACAGAGUUUAACAUAUUUUGCUCGAGUCGAUGGAAACUUUCCAUGGUGGGCACAGUAAAUAAUAUUGGACAGUUUGUGGGCAUACCUCUAGGAGGCUAUUUGGCAGAUCGCUAUGGACGCAAACUGAUUCUCGUUGUGACAGGAGUGUUGAGCGCCCUUUGUGGACUGGCGCGCUCAUAUGCUCCUGACUACUACAGCUUUCUUUCCUUUGAGUUUCUGGAUAUGGCUGUGGGUAGCACAUUGUUUCCCACAGCGUUUCUGCUGGCGAUCGAGCUGGUCGGACCCAAGCAUCGUGUAGUGGCUGCAAUGGUGAUCAGUUUGACCUACGGCCUCGCUGAGGCAGCAAUGGGUUACCUGGCCAGCUACAUAAUGGACUGGCGAGUGCUGCUCCGUGUGCUUUACACCCCGGCUCUACUGCACCUGAUUUUCAUUUGCUAUCUUCCGGAAAGCGUUCGUUGGCUGCUAAGUCAGUCGAGAGAGGAGGACGCCAUUCAGACUCUCCGUAAGGUUGCACGUGUCAAUCAACGAGCACUUCCCGAUGAUCAACUUAAUGAAUUGAUUCAAACGAAUCGGGAGCUGGUUGCCAAUUCAGAGGCAACUGAUGGCCACUACAGCGUCCGGCAGAUCUUCAAUGCACUUGGCCUACGCAUUGCCCAAUGCUGUUUCUUAUGGUUCACCAAUACGUUAAUAGCCCUAGGCUUAACCCUCAAUUCCAUUGGCUUAAGUGGCAACAAAUUUCAGAACUUUAUCAUGACAGGAUUUAUGCAGUUGCCAGGAAUCAUUUUGGGAACGCUGCUGAUGCAUCGUUUUGGACGACGUUGGACGUUGAGUCUCUUUCUGAGCUCGUGUUCCAUUUUACUGCUAGCAAUGGCGAUAUUGGAUGGAGACUAUCCAACUUUUUCCUGGGGUCUCUACUUUCUGGCAAAAAUGACUUCAACCGGCAGCUUCAUGGUCUUAUAUUUCUUCACCUCGGAAAUUUUUCCCACUAGUUGUCGGAAUAGUUUGCUCUCCUUCUGCUCUAUGAUGGGUCGAUUUGGCUCUAUGUUAGCGCCACAAACUCCUCUAUUGAUAUACUACUAUAAAUAUGCGCCACAUUUGCUAUUUGCCACAUUUGGAUUGCUUAGUUCGGUUAUAGCCCUGUUUUUUCCCGAAACAGCUAAUAAGGUAUUACCUACAACAUUAGAGGAAGCACGUGCCUUAGACAGAAGUAUGCCGAUGAAACACCCAAAAGUAACAGAAGACUCAAAAACUGCUGUCUAAUCAAUUGAAAGUGCCAAUGACUGGGCAAACUUGGGUUCUUUUAAGAAUUGUAAAUAUUUGUUAUAAACUGAGACUCGCAUUGGAUGACAAACGAAAGUAUCAAAUUGUCAAUAUAAGAUUGCUGAAUACUAUUAACAUAUGUAUUUCUAGUAAUAAGAGAAUUAUUUUUGACUGCGGGAAUUUGUUUGUCGACGAAAUUUGAAGUUCUUAUAGGUGUUUAUCUAAUCGCAGUGUGCUUAUUGAGUAGCAUAUUGAAAUACGCAGAUCUAUAAUAAUAAACAUAAUCAUGUUAUUUCCUUAA